UGUCACUCAGUGGUCACUCAGGGUCACUCAGUGUCACUCGGUGGUCACUCAGGGGUCACUCAGUGUCCGGCCAUGCUCCGGCCGUGGCUCCUCCUGCUGCUGCUGCUGCUGCUGGUGGGAGCUCAGGACCCUCCUGGCCUUCAUCACCAUCAUCAUCAUCACCAGGGAGAGGAGGAGGAGCUGAGCCUUCAUCACCAUCCUCAUCAUCAUCCUCAUCAUCAUCAUCAGGGAGAGGAGGAGGAGCUGAGCCUUCAUCAGCAUCAUCAUCAUCAUCAUCAUCAGGGAGAGGAGGAGGAGCUGAGCCUUCAUCAUCAUCAUCCUCAUCAUCAUCCUCACCAUCAUCAUCAUCAGGGGGAUGAAGGCCACAGCAGUGACCACCUUCAUCAUCAUCAUCAGGGAGAGGAGGAGGAGCUGAGCCUUCAUCACCAUCAUCAUCCUCAUCCUCAUCCUCAUCAGGGAGAGGAGGAAAGGGGGGAUGAAGGCCACAGCAGUGACCGGCACCAUCAUCAUCCUCACCAGGAGGAAGGAGAGGAAGGGCUGAGCCUUCAUCACCAUCAUCAUCAUCAGGGGGAGGAAGGCCACAGCAGUGACCAUCAUCAUCAUCACCCUCGCCAGGAGGAGGAGGAAGAGCUGAGCCUUCAUCAUCAUCAUGAUGGAGAAGGAGAGGAAGGGCUGAGCCUUCAUCAUCCUCAUCCUCAUCAUCACCACCAGGGGGAUGAAGGCCCCACCACUGACCAUCCUCAUCCUCAGGAGGAGGAGGAGGAGGAGCCCCUUGACCUUCAUCACCCUCCUCCUCCUCACCCCCAGGGCGACGAAGGCCGCGGGGGGGAUGAAGGCCGCGGUCGCCAUGGCAACGGCGAUGAUGAAGGCCGCGGGGGGGAUGAAGGCCGUCGCCAUGGCAACGAUGAUGAUGAUGAUGGUGAUGGUGAUGAAGGUCGCCCCCCCAGCUCUGAUGAAGAUGAUGAUGAUGAUGAUGAUGAAGAUGAAGGCGGCAGCUCCGAGGAAGAUGAAGGGAGUGAGGAGGAGGAGGAGGAGGAGGGUGAGGCCGAAGGCCGGUACAGACCCGGCUCCAUCUGCAGCUACUGCAGCUACUGCGAGCGCUGCCGCCUCUGCUCGCGCUGUCCCUGCUCCGAGGGCGACCCCGGCGCCCCCUGCCCCCCCUGCCAGGGCUGCCAGUUGUGUUACCUGUGUCCCCUGCUGUGCGACACCGCCUGCCGGCCGGGCAGUUUGCUGGACGAGCUCUCGGCGGCGCUGUUGCAGUCUCUCGCCAAAAUUUUGGAGCCCCCCGAAGCCUGAGAGGAUUUUGGGGAGGGGGAACCCCGGAUUUGAAGACCCCUCCCCCCAAAAUUUGGGAUUUUUGGGAUUUUUGGGGAGGGGAAAUAAAAAUGUUGGAAGGAUGGGUUUGG
Oenanthe melanoleuca is the source of this 1406-nucleotide messenger RNA. It is a transcript of the gene HRC, whose product is annotated as histidine rich calcium binding protein. The transcript is spliced from 9 exons. Bases 73 to 1296 code for a protein of 407 amino acids. Gene Ontology annotation, molecular function: calcium ion binding. The record is from RefSeq and is a predicted model, not a curated record. Lineage: Eukaryota; Metazoa; Chordata; Aves; Passeriformes; Muscicapidae.